AGCCAUGAUGAUUGGUCCACACAAGAGUUGAAAAACUAGUGUCCAAGUCCUCAAGAGAAUCUACUUGGCACCCACCAACACACGUUCUGAAGGUGCGAAGGAGUUAACACCGGUGAAGCCAUUCUUGACCAAUGAGGAUGGAAGUGCUUUUGUGUCCUGGGCAAAUAGUCCGGACAUGCAUUCAUAAGCUUUCUAAGACUGUGAUACUACUUGGGUUAUUGACAACACCAGUAAUAAUCACUUAUCUGAUCAACUGGAAUAUGUCACUAUCCGUAUGGAAUUCCUUACACCUGCUCGAGUUAUCAUGGUGGCUCCGUUCAACUAGACUCUGAAUGUGUGCAUGCCUCCUCAGGAUUCACCAAUGCAAAGUCUCUGAGAUGCAAAUAUCAUGAGCUUUUAUCAGCAACCCCAGAUGGUAGAUGGAUUUAUUGUUAGAAGACUUCUCAGAGAAGAUCUCUGAUACUAUCUCAAGACUGCAAGGAACAGACAUCUAGAUGGUGAGCCUUCAAACUCUCCGGGCUGAGAGGACAAAGUGGUGUUUGGUACUGGGAGAAAAGAGGACUUGCAAUGAUUCCCUGGCAGGACCCAAGGCCUUCAGGAUGGACACCAGAGCCUGAGGAGUUUCAAUCCUUACCCAGAGCUCUGAGCCAAAGAUACCUGUGUCUCUAAUAUGGCAGAAACACAACAACGAAGCCUUGAAGGGACUAUUCCAGCACCCCAGUGUUACAAGUGACCUUUUACGGAGCUCAGCAUUGAUUUAAAUAUGCUGAUGAAAUCACUUGGCUUGCAAGAUGUUUGAUAGAAAAAUGAAACCUUAAACUACCAACUGAGUUUGAACAGAUGAUGUUUUUCUGACUAACACACCAAUAUUCAUUAAACAGAAGUAUGUGUCCAAAGUUCAGAGACACAUUCUACUUGCUUAUUACAGAACUAAACUUGAAUUUUCCUCUAGUCUUGUUCAGUUACUACAUCGAAAGAAUUCUAGGACUUGGAGAGAUUACUAGGUUCAAGAUUGAAUGAGAAGUUAUCAAAAAGAAUCUCCCGUAUAACAAUUUGUUAUUGUGUUAGUAACUUAGAGGCACCUAGUAUUUUUCAAUUCAUUUUAGGAUUACUUCUUGGAGGGACACUUAACUUCUGAAGCUCUUGAAUCCUUUCUAAAAGGUCUCAAUCACGAAAGUUCUCCACUCAAAUUUCAGAUUUCUCCCUUUCCCUCCAUCUAUACCCCAGAACCAGGGUCCCUCUUGGGCAUGGAUUAGGUUCCAGUGAGAAGGAAGACGAUGCACCAUGAUAAAGCAAUACCCCUGGGAAAAGACGAUUAACAUGUAUAAAGGGAUUUCCCUGCAGUAUAAGUACCAAGCACGCGUCCUCCUGGUGCUCAGGGCCUUCCUGAUGUAUAUAUGCAGGGAGUGAGAUUUGAAACGGCCCUUGGAAACAGUAAUAGAAUAAAAGUCUGAGCUGGGGAGCAGCAGUUCUCAGCUUUCUCCUGUCUUGUGGGAAUGAGUUGCCAACCUUUUACUUCGGCUGAUACCUUCAUACCUCUGAAUUCGGAGGCUUCUGCAACUCUGCCUCUGAUCAUGCAUCACAGCGCUGCCGAGUGCCUCCCGGUCUCCAACCAUGCAACCAACGUGAUGUCCACAGCAACGGGACUUCAUUAUUCUGUUCCUUCCUGUCAUUAUGGAAACCAGCCAUCGACCUAUGGAGUGAUGGCAGGUAGCUUAACACCUUGUCUUUAUAAGUUUCCUGACCACACCUUGAGUCAUGGCUUUCCUUCCAUGCACCAGCCUCUCCUGGCAGAGGACCCCACCGUCACUGAUUUCAAGCAGGAACUCAGGCGGAAAAGUAAAUUGGUGGAAGAGCCAAUAGACAUGGAUUCUCCAGAAAUCCGAGAACUUGAGAAGUUUGCCAAUGAAUUUAAAGUGAGAAGAAUUAAGUUAGGCUACACCCAAACCAACGUCGGGGAAGCCCUGGCAGCUGUGCACGGCUCUGAAUUCAGUCAAACAACUAUCUGCCGAUUCGAAAACCUGCAGCUCAGCUUUAAAAAUGCCUGCAAGCUAAAAGCAAUAUUAUCUAAAUGGCUGGAGGAAGCUGAGCAAGUAGGAGCUUUGUACAAUGAAAAAGUGGGAGCGAAUGAAAGAAAACGGAAGCGAAGAACAACAAUAAGUAUUGCUGCUAAAGAUGCUCUGGAGAGGCACUUCGGAGAACAGAAUAAACCUUCCUCUCAAGAGAUCAUGCGAAUGGCUGAAGAACUGAAUCUUGAGAAAGAAGUAGUAAGAGUUUGGUUUUGCAAUCGAAGGCAGAGAGAAAAACGGGUGAAAACAAGUCUUAAUCAGAGUUUAUUUACUAUUUCUAAGGAACAUCUUGAAUGCAGAUAAAAUUUAUUAUUGUGUGACAGCCAAUU
Mustela erminea (ermine) is the source of this 2398-nucleotide messenger RNA. RefSeq names its product POU class 1 homeobox 1 (gene POU1F1). The coding region runs from base 1497 to 2372 and encodes 291 amino acids. Gene Ontology annotation, biological process: regulation of transcription by RNA polymerase II. The transcript is spliced from 12 exons. The record is from RefSeq and is a predicted model, not a curated record. Gene Ontology annotation, molecular function: DNA-binding transcription factor activity, RNA polymerase II-specific; RNA polymerase II cis-regulatory region sequence-specific DNA binding. NCBI's taxonomy places the organism in Eukaryota, Metazoa, Chordata, Mammalia, Carnivora, Mustelidae.